Messenger RNA from [Torrubiella] hemipterigena, 1452 nucleotides. NCBI's taxonomy places the organism in Eukaryota, Fungi, Ascomycota, Sordariomycetes, Hypocreales, Clavicipitaceae. The record is from the annotation of a GenBank genome assembly.
AUGGAAAACGCCUCCAAACCACAGUCCAGCAUGGGGCUAGAGGAAAGCAAGCCCAUCACAUGGGAAGAAAGCCAGCUCAACGCCCAGAACUGGCCAACAUGGAAAAAAUGUCACAAACUGGCGCUGGUAUCUACUUAUGGUCUACUCGCAUCCCUCGGCACAUCCAUCAUCAGUCCGGCCCAGCAUGCCCUCGUCACCGAAUUUGGCGUCACCGAUCUCCAGGCCCUACUCCCACUGUCAUUAUACGUCUUUGCGCUCGCUCUCGGGCCAGCCAUUGCAGGACCACUCUCUGAAAUCGUAGGCCGACAACCCAUCUUCCGCUACACCAGCGUUCUUGGUGCCCUUUUUACAGUGGGCGCCGCACUUGUACCCAACUUUGGCGCAUUGUGCUUCUGGCGCUUUGCCGCAGGCUGCUGUUGGGGCCCUGCGCUGGCAGUGGCAUCAGGAACCAUCUCAGAAACAUUUAGCUCUAAAACCCGCGGCUCGGUCGUCUCUGUCUUUGUCCUGACCGCCUUCCUGGGACCUGGCAUUGGACCUGUCAUCGGCGCUUUCGUUGUCAACCGUCUUGGUUGGCGAUGGACGAUGUGGAUAUUGGUCAUCUUCUCGGCCAUUCCUAUCCUCCUCGCUGUCACGUCCCAGGAAACCUAUGCACCGGUUCUAAAACGCCGUCUGGCUUUAUCCCAGGAACAAACAGUCCCGCCGAAACCACCGUUUUGGCCGAGACUCCGCGCAAUCAUGAGUAUAUGUCUGAUGCGGCCCAUCGACAUGAUCUUUACAGAACCAAUCGUCAGCCUAGUAUGUCUCUAUGUGUCUGUCAAUUUCGGUAUCUUGUUUAGCUUCUUUGCGGCCAUCCCAUAUAUCUUUGGGACUGUCUAUCAUUUCAAUAUUGAGAAAUCCGGCCUUAUCUUCUUAUUUGUUGCCGUUGGUGUUCUAUUGGGCGUUGUUACCGCUACGAUUUGCGAUGUGACCAUCCAUCGGCCCAUGCUGGCUAGAGAAAAGAGUGGCAGACUUGCUCCGGAGCACCGACUGUACUGCGCCAAGAUUGGCAGCAUUGGCCUGCCCCUUGGAUGCUUCUGGUUCGCAUGGACGGCUCGGGAAGACAUCUCAUGGGCUGUGCCCGCUACUGGUAUUCUUCCUUUUGCAUGGGGUACCAUGUGCAUCGUCGUUUCCUUCUCGCAAUACAUGGUUGAGACUUACAAGGGAACGGUUGUAGCUAGCCAGGCCAGCGCGGGUGUCUUGACAAGAUAUAUAUUCGCAGGAGCAUUCCCGCUAUUCAUUGUUCAGAUGUAUCGUAAUCUUCACAUCUCAUGGGCCUUGAGUUUCUUUGGAUUCGUCACGGUUGCCUUGAUGCCACUACCGUGGGUAUUUUUCAAAUAUGGCCCCAGAAUUCGGGCCAAGAGCAAGUAUGAUACAUUUGAGUAUGAAUCCGACAAGCAGCAAAUCAAAAAGUAG